AGAAGGAAAAUUUUAUUCUCGAGCCCGCCCGCGACGGGCGAUCAGCAGUUGAGGGACAUCCCUUGCACGGCGAAGUCAUCUCCGGGUUGCGCCAAAAACGCUCCUUUCGCCGUCGCCCUCCCGCCCCUCGUCCUUUUCCCCUCUGGUCCUCAUCUCCUUUGUCCGAUCCCAUGAUUCUUUCCCUCCCUUUUGAUCCCCUCGGACUCCUCCUCCUCCUGCUGUCCCGAUUUUUCUAAAUUUUCUUGAACAUGUGUUGAUGUCGACGAUUCUUCCCUACGUCGUCGCGUAGCCCAUCAUGGUCCUCGCCGGCCGCACGCUUCGUGCUGUUUUGACCCCACCCUCGUGGACCGUACCCGGCGCCCGUGCGGUUAUAUAGGCGGUCGCUGCGACGGCGAAGUCAGGGUCCGGGGAGAGAGAGAGAGAUGGAUUCCGCAGAUUCCCACCGCGACGAGGAGGCUCCGUUGGUCGCCGCCGAGGCCCCGCCGGCUCCGUCGCCUACGAGGGGCCAUGCCCGUGAUGUCCAUGUCCUGAGCUGCGGGUUCCUGCUCAUCUUCUCGGCCUACGGCGCUGCUCAGAAUCUCGAGAGCACCGUGAACACUGCGGAUAAUUUGGGCACGAUCUCGCUUGGGAUAUUGUACGUGUCCUUCACAUUCUUCUCCUUGGUGGCUUCUCUGGUGGUUCGUUCAUUGGGUCCCAAAAAUGCUAUUCUUCUUGGGACUACUGGGUACUGGCUGUUCAUAGCAGCGAAUUUGAAACCAUCCUGGUACACAAUGGUUCCAGCUUCUUUAUAUCUUGGGUUUGCUGCGUCAAUAAUAUGGGUUGGGCAGGGGACAUAUCUCACCUCGACUGCACGUACUCAUGCAAAAGAUUGCAGCUUACAUGAAGGAACAAUUAUUGGUGCCUUUAAUGGAGAAUUUUGGGGAAUGUUUGCCAGUCAUCAGGUUGUUGGGAAUCUAGUAUCGCUUGCUGUUUUGAGAGAGGAAACGGACGGGAGUGCAAGCGGAACGACAUUACUGUUCAUUGUGUUUCUUUGCAGUAUGACCUUCGGCACCAUACUUAUGUGUUUCUUGAGAAAAAGAGACAGUAGAGAAGAAAGAGCUUCCCCAGAAUUCCCUGCUAGUUUCCGUUCUUCUCUGGUGUCUCUAUCAAAGUCUGUGAUUACUCCUUUGUUUGACGUACGAAUGCUUCUGGUAAUCCCACUGAUUGCAUAUUCAGGGCUGCAGCAAGCAUUUGUUUGGGCUGAAUUCACGAAGGACAUUGUCAAACCGGCUCUUGGGGAGUCUGGUGUAGCUGGUUCCAUGGUCGUCUAUGGGGCGUUUGAUGCUAUAUGCUCCCUGGCUGCUGGUCGUCUCACCUCUGGUCUUACAUCAAUUACUUGGAUAGUUUCCGGUGGCGCUCUUCUUCACGCAUCUGCGUUCAUCUGGAUGUUGGUGAAAAGCAGCUUUAGCGGAGUGUUUCAGAUUAUAUGCCCUCUUGUACUGGCUGGAAUUUUGGGAAUUGGUGACGGUGUUCUUAAUACACAACUGAAUGCUCUUCUUGGAUUGCUCUUCAAGAGCGAUACGGAAGGAGCAUUUGCGCAGCUUAAAGUCUGGCAGAGUGCAUCGAUUGCAGUGAUCUUCUUCUUGAGCCCAUACAUCUCGUUGGAGGCUAUGUUAUGGACAAUGCUCGCCGGAGUCUGUCUCUCAUAUUCUGUGUUUUUGUACCUCUCUCUUAAUGUAGAAAAAGCAUUCUCCCAUUUAGGUUCUUGAAAGCUUUGAACCCUCAUGUAUCACGCUUCCAAUAUUCGCAUCAUAUGGAAAAAUUGUAUUCUCUGGGCUCUUGGACCUGUUUGCAUGCAAAGUUCGCGAAAGUGAACUGAGAGUGUAAUUAUCAUGUCCGUGAAUGAGAAUUUACCUUUUGAAUUUCCUCA
Molecule: messenger RNA, 1909 nt
Organism: Syzygium oleosum
Lineage: Eukaryota; Viridiplantae; Streptophyta; Magnoliopsida; Myrtales; Myrtaceae
Product: UNC93-like protein 3
Exons: 10
Coding region: 423-1748 (441 amino acids)
Biological process (GO): potassium ion homeostasis
Source: RefSeq, a predicted model, not a curated record